UGAAACUAGGCUUUUGGGCCUAUUUGUUGGAUAUUUCAACUCAAUGGGCUUACCUCUUUCUAAGAUCCGCAUGAAAACAAGAAGAAACAUGUUUACUCAGUCUCUUUCGCAGUCAUUUUCAAAAAAAAAAAACAUCCUUCGUCUUCUUCGAUUCAUCACUUUUUCUCCUUCUUCGUCUACUUCACCUCCAUUUUCCACCAAUAGGUUUUCAAUGGCGCGUAAUCGGGAGGGGUUAGUUUUGUUGCUCGAUGUAGGCCCUGCGAUGCAUAGUAUACUCCCUCAUGUUGAAAAGACAUGUUCAUUGCUACUGCAGAAGAAGUUGAUUUACAACAAGUAUGAUGAAGUUGGGAUUGUUGUCUUUGGAACUGAAGAAACCGAAAAUGAGCUUGCUAAGGACAUAGGUGGAUAUGACAAUGUUGCGGUUUUAAGAACUAUCAGAGUUGUUGAUGAAGUCGUGGUUGAUAAUGUAAAGCGUCUACCUCGAGGAACCGUAGCUGGAGACUUUCUUGAUGCUGUAAUUGUUGGCAUGGAUAUGCUCAUUAAGAUGUAUGGUGCUGCGCAAAAAGGGAAGAAACAGUUGUGUCUCAUUACGAAUGCGGCUUGUCCUACUAAAGAUCCAUUCGAAGGGACGAAAGACGAGCAAGUCAGUACCAUCGCUGUGAAAAUGGCUGCGGAAGGUAUAAAGAUGGAAAGCAUUGUUAUGAGGGCCAAUGCAAACGGUGAUGUUGAUGAGAAAAUAGUAGAGGAGAAUGAUCAUUUGUUGAAUCUAUUCUCAAGCAACGCGAUUGCGAAGACAGUGUAUGUCGAGAGUCCACUCUCACUGCUAGGUUCCUUAAAGACGCGGAGAGUUGCUCCGGUUACUCUGUUCAGGGGUGACCUUGAGAUCAACCCAACAAUGAAGAUAAAGGUGUGGGUUUAUAAAAAAGUUUCUGAGGAGAGACUUCCCACACUGAAAAUGUAUUCCGACAAGGCGCCUCCAAGUGACAACUUUGCUAAACAUGAAGUGAAAAUCGACUACGAUUACAAAGUUACUGCAGAAACUAGUGACGUUCUUGCUCCGGAAGAAAGGAUCAAGGGCUUUCGCUAUGGACCUCAUGUUAUUCCUAUAUCACCAGAGGAGAUGGAAACACUCAAGUUCAAAACUGAGAAAGGCAUGAAGCUUCUUGGAUUUGCUGAUGCGUCAAACAUACUUCGACAUUACUACAUGAAAGACGUGAACAUAGUUGUUCCUGACCCGAGCAAAGAAAAAUCAGUUAUUGCCGUCUCUGCCAUUGCGAGAGAAAUGAAGCAAACAAACAAGGUGGCAAUUGUACGUUGUGUCUGGAGAAAUGGACAAGGGAAUAUGGUUGUUGGGGUCCUGACUCCAAAUGUUUCUGAACGAGAUGACACCCCUGAUUCUUUCUACUUCAACAUGCUACCUUUCGCCGAGGAUGUCCGUGAGUUUCCGUUUCCUUCUUUCAGCAGAUUCCCUGCGUCGUGGAAGCCAGAUGAACAACAGCAAGCAGUGGCAGAUGAUUUGGUUAAGAUGCUUGACCUUACACCUUCUGAUAAAGAGGAAGUAUUAAAGCCUGAGCUUACUCCUAACCCGGUUUUGCAGCGCUUUUAUGAAUACCUUGAGUUGAAAUCAAGAUCCACGGACGCUGCUUUACCUCUAAUGGAUGAAGCUUUCAAGAAGAUUAUGGAGCAGAAUCCAGAGCUUUCUUCCAACAACAAAUCCAUAAUGGAUGCGUUUCGUGGAAGUUUUGAAGUCAAGCAGAACCCAAAGUUGAAAAAGACUUCUAAGAGAUUCUUGCGAGAUAAGCCAUCGGGUUCGGAUGAUGAAGACAAUCUCAUGAUUACUUAUAAUGCCGGUGAGAACAGAGUUGACACAGUAGGAGAUGCAAACCCAAUUCAAGAUUUCGAAGCUAUGAUAUCUCGUAGAGAUAACCAUGAUUGGAUCGAUAAAGCAAUCAGUCAGAUGAAAAACCGAAUAUUGAAGCUCGUAGAAGAUAGUACUGAUGAAGGUGAUAAGGCAUUGGAAUGUUUGUUCGCUCUACGCAAAGGCUGCGUCUUGGAACAGGAGCCAAAGCAAUUCAAUGAGUUCUUGAAUCAUCUAUACGAGUUAUGCCAAGAAAGGAAGUUGUCUCGUUUCGUCAAACAUUUCACGGCGAAGAAGAUCACGUUGAUUCCCAAAUCCGAAGCAGCAGACAGUGAUGUGGCGGACGAGGACGCUGGGGAUUUCACCUUCAAACCAGAGCCAAAGCUCGAGAGCUAACAAAACGUCUUCACUACAAUCUCCCUGUGACCGUAUUUUCCUAAACGACGCCGGUUAUUUUGUCUGACUUUUGUGCCUGUUGGCAAAUUUGUCAACCCAAUCAUACGUAAUUUCACAAAACGACCAUUUUGUAGAUUAUUCGAUGACUAAGCCAUUGAACUGGUUAUUUUCAACCCAAUUUUACUCACAAGCUUAUCAUAAAAACUCAUCAUCAUGUUCUCU
Molecule: messenger RNA, 2476 nt
Organism: Thlaspi arvense
Lineage: Eukaryota; Viridiplantae; Streptophyta; Magnoliopsida; Brassicales; Brassicaceae
Source: the annotation of a GenBank genome assembly